Messenger RNA from Pseudopipra pipra, 1361 nucleotides. Its product is annotated as serine/arginine repetitive matrix protein 2-like. Gene Ontology annotation, molecular function: ubiquitin protein ligase activity; metal ion binding. NCBI's taxonomy places the organism in Eukaryota, Metazoa, Chordata, Aves, Passeriformes, Pipridae. Gene Ontology annotation, biological process: protein polyubiquitination; protein monoubiquitination. The transcript has a single exon. The record is from RefSeq and is a predicted model, not a curated record. Bases 211 to 1305 code for a protein of 364 amino acids.
AGGCUGGGACAACAUCCCCUAGGGUGGUCAGGGGUGAGUGACGGGGCUCAGGGAGCUGGGAGUGUGUUGUUCUUAAGGGAGCUGGACAUUUCUUCUUCCCAUUCCCGGGAUACCAGUGACCACGGUGUCUCCCUCCUGUGGUGUGUGACACCAGAGAGGGCAAGCAGCUCCUGAUCCUCAGCUCUCACCAGUGUGCUGUAGGGCACAAAAAUGGCUUCGGAGACAGAUGGCAACUGCUCCAUCUGCCAAGACACUCAGAAGGACGUGGCUUCUGCUCUGCCCUGUCACCAUCGUUUUUGCCGGGGCUGCAUCCUGCGGUGGACACACAUAAAUCCCGUGUGCCCACUCUGCAGAAGAAUGAUAGAGACUGUGAGGUUUUCUGACGACUCCAUGGAGAUUGUCAUCACAGCCCCUGAUGAGCUGCCAGAUGCCAUCAGCCAGGCAGGGACAGCUCCUGAUGGCCCUCAAGGAAACAGCCCCCAUUCCCCUGUGGCAUCCCAUCCAUCUUCUUCACAGUGGACACCACCCCAAGCUGUCGGUGGUGUCCUGCCUGACCUCUGGGCAGAACUUUUCCGUCGACAACAGCAACUCCUGGACCCGCUGCGGCCCUGGCUGCGCCGGAGGCUGGAGACCAUCUAUGGAGACCAGUGGUGGCUGGCAAGGAAUGCACAGAGCAGCAUCCUGCAUGCCCUCUGUGUCUUUGGUCCAGAUGAGGAGAUCAUGGUCCAGAGGCUGCAGGACAUCCUGGAGGAACACACAGUGCCACUGGUCCAGGACACCAUCAACAUCAUUGUGGGCCAGUGCAGUGAAGAGGCCAGGAGGCUGCUGCGCUCCCACGCUGCUGGGGAUGAGGACAACAGCCCAGCAGCCAGCACCAGCUCCAGCAACUCCAGCUCCAGCUCCUCCAUCAUUAGCUCCAGCAACUCCAGCUUCAGUUCUUCCAGCACCAGCUCCAGCAACUCCAGCUCCAGCUGCAGCAACUCACGAGAGGGGACUCCCACCAGCAGCCCUGCAGUCUCUGUGCAGGAGGAGGAAGCUGGCACAAUGGAGGCCUUCCCACCCAGGCAUCACAAUCUGCCACACCCUGUGCCCGUCCCUGCAGAGCAGGACCAACGCCAGGAGGAGCUGGGGCAGGCAAUGACAGUGGCAGGUCCCUCUGCCCAGGGCAGCAGCUGCAGCCCCUCCUCUCCCAGCCAGGGCACGGACCACUCACCUCGGGGUCCCCAGUACCCCCCAAAGAGGAGGGCCCUCAGCUCCCAAGACAUUCCCCAGCCCAGCAAGAGGUCGCCCCGCCGGCAGCAAUAACAGGGUUCUCGGAACUCUUUAUUCAAGGAAAAACAAAGAAUUUUUUAUUUCCUUCA